Molecule: messenger RNA, 396 nt
Organism: Camelus dromedarius (Arabian camel)
Lineage: Eukaryota; Metazoa; Chordata; Mammalia; Artiodactyla; Camelidae
Product: protein FAM24A
Exons: 2
Coding region: 83-376 (97 amino acids)
Source: RefSeq, a predicted model, not a curated record
GUGGCUGUGUGGGGAGGGAAGCCACAUUCACUGCUUGCCUGCACCUCUCUGCCUAGAUAAAGCUGCCUCUUCCAAAGUCAACAUGAUAGUUAUGUUCUGCAUUGGUGGCGGAAUCCUGGUGGCCAUGAUCGUGCUGAUGUGUGUUGUCAUCUGUCUUUACUACAAAGUAGCCAGCGCAUUAAAUUUCUUAAGAGCUCCAAAGAUACCUGUUUGUUUCGCCUUAAAAAAUAAUCCAACCGUGGUCACCCAGGACAAGGUCGCUGCGGCCAUCACUGCUGGGCCUUGUCCCAAUCUCCAAUGCUGUGAUGAAUGUAGUAUGUAUGCUGGCUUUGAUCGCCUGCCACCGUGCUUCUGUGAUGUAAACGAGGGACUUUGACUUGAGUGGGCACAAAUACC